GCGGCUCCAGCCCAAACUCCAGUCCUCCAAGGUGCUAGAGAUGAGACGAGAUCGCCUCUCUACCACAGAGACGGCUGCCUAGACCUGCAGUCUUCCCAGACACAGUAGAGCGGAUAUAGAGACUAGACAGUACUGUCACACCUCCCGUCUAUUUUUUUGACUAUUUGGCGGGAGGAGAAGGCGGGGACAUCAUGGCUGAGGCUGGGUCUGGUUCAUUGGAACUUGGCUCGCAGAAUAGCUCAGAAGGCAGUUCUGGUGAUGCAGCUACAAAGAAGAAAAAAGUAACGACCGUGAUUAAAUCUCGUUACCUGCAGUAUGACAAGCCUAAGGUUGCAAAGAAACCACAAAAUGUGGCAAAUACAACAGUCUCUUCAGCUGGGAAAGUGCCAGAGAGGGGAGGAAGCGGCACUCCCACUCGCAGAUCUGUAGUGCCACAGAGGCAGAAAGCUCCUGUGCCACCUAAUGUAGCAGAUGGGAGCCUCUUUUGGAAGGAUGACUUACAGUCUACCUUAUUAGAUGGACACAAGAUUGCACGGCCAGAGCUAGACUUCUCUGUUAUUAAUGAAAAAACAAUGCAAAAACUGACCCCAAAGUCCUUAUCGACAUCUGAACAGAGGAAACCUAAGAGAGAGUGUGCUCUUACAGUCAAUAUUCCCGAAGAUGUAACGGACAUGUAUGAAUCACAAACCUUGUUGCUUACAUAUCUGACCGUGAAGAUGCAGAAAAAUAUGAAACGUCUGGAAGAGAAAGCAGAACAUAAUCUCUUCCUAGCAAAUGAGGAGAAGAACCAACUGCAGGAGAAAGUGUACAAGCUGAGACGGGAUUUAUUGCUAAAUCAAAGAGAAGAGCAGCUCCAUAACUUGCUUGAGAAGCAGGCUGAAACUCUGGCGCCCUCUUCUGCAGCCAUGGAGCAGUUCAAAGACAACUACACAUCUUUUGCCACAGCUGUGGACUGCACAAGGCAUCAACUGCCUAUAAAAGAUAUCCAUGUUAUUGGCACCCGUCAGAAAUACCUGGAGGAGAUUCAGAAACCGCUAAGUGCAACUAAAUGUCUUCUUGAAGAGACCAUGUCUUGCUCAACUGAUGUAAAUGUAGUGGACUUGUGCAGCACAAUCAAGAAUUUGCAAGACACUGUGCUCAAGACUGAUGGAGAGCUUUCACGGAGUUCACGCCAGGUCCUGGAUUUGUCAUUCAAAGUGAACAAAGAAAUAGCUCUACAGAGCCAGAAGUUGUUGGAGGAAAAUUGUGAAGUGGAGGUGGUCCGGCAGUGGUAUUUUGACCAGGCAGACAUUUAACUUUGAACACUGUAACUUUUCUUAAUACACCUAGAGCACUUAUGGUUUUUCACAUGUAAUAAAUUAUUUUUUAAAAGAA
This is a messenger RNA of Pseudophryne corroboree (corroboree frog), 1374 nucleotides long. RefSeq names its product HAUS augmin like complex subunit 8 (gene HAUS8). Lineage: Eukaryota; Metazoa; Chordata; Amphibia; Anura; Myobatrachidae. The transcript is spliced from 11 exons. The record is from RefSeq and is a predicted model, not a curated record. The coding region runs from base 192 to 1295 and encodes 367 amino acids.